CCGAGUGAGCAGAGCCCGACAUAUUCUGAACACCUUCCAAAUGUUGAGCCGGAGUCGUGAAGUGCUGCUCUUGAGGGGGGCGAGGUUGGAAGAGAGGGAGACGACGAGGGAGAAAACCGGCACCGUUCACUCACGUUUCCUCCUCUGAACGCGUCUCUGCACACCGCGACGGACCGGGACUCUACCGCCAAGGUACAAAACAAUCAGCCAGGAUGGCGGCAGUCUGUGUGAUCGCAUUAAGCGUCCUGCUCACCACAGCUCUUUCUGCCCCAGUAAAAGUGGUAGAGGACUUCAAGACCCUGUUCUACGGGGAGGACUGCCACAUCUCGCUGCCCUCUCUAAAAGUGGAGGUCACGUUUAGGAACCGCUCGUCUCCGAGGUCUGGGGAAGUGACCCUGAUGACAAAUGGCAAUGUGGUCAGCAGUCGGGCCAAACUCAACAGCCACCUCAGCCACCUGGUGAUAGACAACGUCGGAGAGGGAGACGAGGGCGUGUACACCGUGAAGACCCUGGUGGCGCAGGAGGACAUCCAACGCACUACGCUCAUUGUCCGAGAUUGCUCCAACGAGCUGAUCAUUAAAUAUGGAGAAAACUACAAUAUUCCUCUGUCGGGGGUGACUCCUCCCAUCACCCUGGAGUACAGGCCCAGUGCUGUGGAGGCCAACCAGACAUCCAGACCUGCUCUGAUGCUGCUGACUAGCACAGGGAUGUCCAGGGACGGAUACCAGGGGCGAAUCAGCGUCAACGAGCGCCACGCCACGCUCAGCGCUGUCACCGGUGCAGACGAAGGCAGCUACACUGUCAGGGAUGCUGAAGGUGCUAUCCAAAGGAAAGUGUGUCUCAAUGUCAAAGAGCAUCAGAACUUUGUGAAACUGCAACACGGUAAAACUCUGAAGAUCAACCUGAUACUCAACAGCUCCUUGGUGCAACUCUACUACACCCCCGACUACGACCACAUCCACCAUCUGCUGCUCGACAAGGCAGAAUUUACAAGUGCCCAAACAGAGCUGGGUUUUGAUGACCGUCUCUCUAUCGAUGGUUCCUGGGUAUAUCUGGAUCAGGUGAAGGCUUCUGAUGUGGGCCAGUUCACAGUGACAGACAUACUGGGCUUCACUGUGUCCACCACCCACCUGGGACUACAACCCUACAGGCUGGAGUCGCUGUAUGUGGCCAUCAUUGCCCUGUUGGGCCUGUUGGCUUUCCUUCUGCUGGUGUGUCUGCUGUCCUGCCUGAUCAAAGUGAAGAAGAGGGCGCAGAGGGGAGCGGCCCUGGAGAAGAUCGCCCAGAAAUCAGGGGAGGACGAGGGAGAGGCCUUCAGACAGGUGGUCAAGAACAUCACUAAACUCAGUGAGGAGUCAAAGCACUCCCAGGCCGACAACACAGAGAAAUCCCAGAGCACUGAGGUGGAUAUCAAAGGUCUGGAGGUUUCCUCUAAAGAGGUCGGGAUCGGUAACCUCGACACCAGUGACUCUGGCGUCGGCUUUAACACCGCCCUCCCUCUGGACACUGACACUGACGCCGCCGAUCAAAACCUCGACUCUGUGGCUGUAAGCGUCUCUGAAACCCAACCAAGCCCACCGCCCGCUGCUGCCGCUGCUGCUGCUGCCGCUGCUGCUGUUGCCGAGUCCAAGCCGAGCACUCCUCCUGCUAUAGAAAUAAAAUCAAGUCCAGUGGCUGAAACUAAAGCCCCCCCUACACCCGAGCCAACGAAAACCCCCGAGCCCACGAAAACCCCCGAGCCCAUGAGAACCCCGGAUCCACCAGUGGAGGUAAAGCUAGACGUGCCCAAACCUGCAGAUGUUAAACUCAGCCCGGCCUCGACCCCCGAGCCCAAGGCUAGUCUGAGUCCAGCUGAUCCAAAGCCUGCACCCACCCCUAGCCCAGAGCCUAAAUCACCUGCUCCGAAAGCCCCCUCUCCAACCCCUGAGAGUAAAGCCCUGACUCCAACCCCUGAGAGUAAAGCCCUGACUCCCACCCCUGAGAGUAAAGCCCUGACUCCCACCCCUGAGAGUAAAGCCCUGACUCCAACCCCUGAGAGUAAAGCCCUGACUCCCACCCCUGAGCCAUCUAAGCCCACCACACCAGAACCCAUCACCAACGGUACGCCCGAGCCAGACUCCAAACCCAGCCCGGAUCACGUCGAUAUCAUCGAGGCUCCAAAACCCCCGAAAACCCCGGAAGUGGAGCCGAAAUCUACCGGUCCCGCAACGGAGGCCAGCAAAGACGGCGCCGCGGCUGAGGAUCAAACCACCACCACCACCUGAGAACUGCCCCUGCAAAACGCCAAGGGAAGCCCCACAGAUAUUCUCAACCUACCACCACUGUAGACAAUCAAACACCCCCUACCAAAUAAUGAAGAAACCACUGAAACCGGAGCGUUCUCACACGUCUAACGCCUGAACACAGUAUUACUUUGAUAACGGUAUCUCACUCACAAACUAACACAUAGCCUUUGCGACUGUUUGAUUCAUAACAACGUAUACAGUAACACGUGUGGCUUGUUGAUUGUUAAAAAUCUAAGUUUUGAUUCAACUUUUUGGUAACUUUAUAGUAAAACUGUCAGACUGCAUAUUAAUUCCUUUGAAGAGUUUACAUAUAAAACUCCACAUGAGGUUUUUUCUAACAUAAUGCGAAAUCCAGAGAGGUUUACAACAUUACAUUCAAACUCAAAUAUACUGCAAUUCAGUAUAUUGUCAGACCUAACUGUUUCCAAUCUAAAAUGCUUGUUCCUUUAUCAGCAUGUGGAUAAAAUGCAUGAAACUUACAGCCACUCAGACUUGCAAAUAUGCCACGCUGUACAUACUGUAGCAGAAACUCUGGCCUCCGAACCAUCUGCAAUACAUCAUCACAUAUAGGAAAACAAUUAGCUUUGCGUAACUUCACCAAACUAAAAAUACUAACUCUACUAUUCAUAGCCUCUGAGAUGGAGAUUCUCCCGGUGGAUUCCUCCGCUGAUUAAAAUGUGUUUUGCAGACUGAUCCCCAAAGUCCGGAUCAACCACUUUACUGCCUUUGAUCUGGAGUUCCCCGCGGCUCUAUAAAAAUCCCAUUAUUCCCUCAGUUUAAUAGCAAGCUCAUUCCAGCAGCAACUUAAUAGGACCACCGUGUUCCCGCUGUGCUUUCCAAAGGUGAAACACUGAAAGCAUCCUCUUGUGAGGUCAAAAAGUUACCACGUUCUACCUUGUUUCUUUUUAUUAACCUUCCCUUCCUCACUAAGUAUACUAAUUAAGUAAUUUCCCCUGACCCUUACCCUUCUUUUUUUAAUUCUCCUUUCCUUUGCUGAGCAUGACUCACUUAAAGGGACAGAUCACCCAAGAACAAACUUGCUCUGUGACCUGUGGUGCUGUUCAUUAAUCUAGAUCGUUUUGGUUUGUGUUGCCAAGUGUUGGAGGUACCUGCCAUAGAGAUGUCUGCCCUUCUCUUCAGUAUAAUGGGCGUGUGGUGCACGGGUGUGCCAAAAAUACAAUUAAAAACCUUGACAGCAAUGUCUCUCUCUUAGUUUCUUUCUACUAAAGAACACCUGCCACAAAGGGAAGUGUGAGUCUGCUCAUGGACGCCUUCUUCUGCACGUGAGUGGGUGUGAUUUGGUAGAAAUGAAGCAGUUUCUAUAUAAACUGAUCGUAACAAGGUGUGUGGAUUAUCUUCAUUAUCUGGAAAGAGAUAUUGCUGAUGAGUUUUUUUACAAUCUACAUUGAUAAAUACUACCUGAAGUUAAAGCAUUUUGGGGUGAGCUGUCCCUUUAAGUACACAGAUUAGAAUUACAACUUAUUCUUAUUCUUCCUUUCCAACUAGAUAUUUCCUCUGAACUAUUUAGUUGUGUUGAAAGUGACUUAGAGUAGUUCCUGUUUCUUUGGCGCUCUGAAAUUUGGUAGCAUUUAUGCCCUAGCAUCUUCUUAUCGAAGCCACAGCAUCAUUUAUGUGGCUGUUUAACACAGACCAACCUCCUGUAUGGUAGAGAGAGCUGUGCAGAUACAUUCUAGUGUUACAAAAUGCAUGUCUCUGCCUCAUAUUUUAACCAAGCAAUGGAAAACCCAAGGACAGUUUUUCCAGGACAAAAAGUUUUUUAAUUAAGCACAAAAUGACAGCCAUGAAAAUCAAUUAGUGAAAUUUGGGAACAUUUCUUGGUAGCUCUCCUGGAUUACAGUUUUUUCUUACAGUUCAAUUAAUAUCAGGCGUAACGUCAGCAUUUUAAAGAACCUUUUGAAGAGGUAGGGUUAGAUGUCAGAUUUGAUACUAAGAUCAACAAAUAUGAUCAAAAUCAAGAGGCCUCGAUGUUCAAUUUACUAAAAUAAGUUUUACACAAACGCUGGAUAUGCCUCAGUUCUAGCCUGGAUCUGUAAAAGAAACACACACACCUAUACUGGCAAUACUAUCAAUUGUCUUUACACACACACACACACACACAUACAAACACACACACACACACACACACACACACACACACACACACACAUUCCAGCCUUGUAAAUAUUGCAUGUGUAUGCCGGUUUAACCCCCUACAGGCUGAAUGUCUCUAGUGUAUAAAAUGGUUGUUGUAUUAUACUGAAUAAUAAAGAAGAAUUUAACAUUUCUCACUCAACUUAAAUCCAGAAUAUAAAAUAUAUACGCUCACAGAACUAUAUGCUAUACACACUAAUAUUCACUAACAUCUUGAACUAAUUUAAGAACCAAAUAUUGUAAAAAUCCAUCGAGAGUAUAUUCGAUCUUUUUAGAUCUGCUGUUAUUGCCAACCUGACAAUACUCGCAGCAUCCUUCACAGUAUUUACAUGUUGUAUUAAAAUGUUUAACCUACGUCACUUACAGCUGCAGCAUGCCCACGACAUGAAAAACAGGCUUUUAUCGUCCUAAAUUGUGUGUGUGUGUCUCCACAGGAGUGACGUUUCAAUGUUGCCAUCAUCGUGUGUUUGGGAUUUCGGUGUGUUUACGUAUGCACAUGUGUGAAUGAGUGAUUUUUGGAUCUAUGCAUAGCCAGUGUGUACAGAAUGACCCGACUGUACUUUAUUUGAGCUUCUCCGUGUGUCGUCGAGUGAGGUAUUCAUGUGCCUGCUUAAGUCGUCCCGCAACGUGAAGAAAACCAGUGCUGUGUUUCAGUGUGAAUGUGUGUAAAGCCACAGAAUAUUGUAAAAGAUAUUGUAACUUUGAGAUGUUUGAGUGACUCUUGUCUUUGUUUAGUGCCUCUUGUCAUUUGCCGACACUCCUAAUGGCACCUUUCUCUUGAGACGUAGGUUUGCACACCCGACUGAACAAAGUUACCGGCCUGUGAUAUGAUUUGGAGGUAUAAUGCAUAAAUGAAAGUGGCUAUGGUUUUCCAGGUUAGCAUAAGUAGCAUAUUGAAUGCUGAUCGCGCUCCUUUUGUAAGUGAGUGGUGUUUUCAAUAUCAUUAUUCAAGUCUGUGGCUCAGAGAGGAGUUUGUGAGUGAUCAGAGGAAUGAGAAAGCUGUUUGUGGGUGACCAAUGGGGUUUGGUUGUGGUAAGCAUUCGACGAGAGACUUAUGUAAAAGCAUUUCCGUGCACCACCGCUACUGUACAGUAUAUUGUCAGUGAUUGUAAUGCCAAGCCACUCCAGUCAGAGGGUUUAGGGAUGUAAGAGCCCAAGCCUUUAGUUAACCAGCAUAUCAA
This is a messenger RNA of Eleginops maclovinus (Patagonian blennie), 5617 nucleotides long. Its product is annotated as protein piccolo. Bases 213 to 2264 code for a protein of 683 amino acids. The record is from RefSeq and is a predicted model, not a curated record. NCBI's taxonomy places the organism in Eukaryota, Metazoa, Chordata, Actinopteri, Perciformes, Eleginopidae. The transcript is spliced from 11 exons.